This is a messenger RNA of Colletotrichum fioriniae, 870 nucleotides long. NCBI's taxonomy places the organism in Eukaryota, Fungi, Ascomycota, Sordariomycetes, Glomerellales, Glomerellaceae. The record is from RefSeq and is a predicted model, not a curated record.
AUGGUAACCUCCGGAGAAGAAUACAAGAGUGCAUCUUCACAAGGCAUGGCUGCCUAUGCUGCUCCUUCGCUCUUCCAGCCCCACAAGGCCCGUCAAGCCAUUCGGGACGCCCACGCAAAGAAGAUCUCGCCACUGCUCUGUUACUAUGCGGGAUUAAGCUCCAUCCCCAUUACCCGGUACUUAGCCCCCAUGGGCUUCGAUGCCAUGGUUCACGAGGCUUCUUUCAUGAGCCAAGGCCGCACUAUCCCAUUCGUUCGCCUCCCUGGUCACGAUCACGCUGCCAUUGGGUACGCUCUAGAUGCCGGCGCCAGCAUUGUCGUUCCCCAGAUCGAAACAGUUGAGCAAGCAAAACACGCUAUCGCCGCCGCCAAGUUUGGGACCGCGCAAAACGGCACGCGAUCCCUACCGCCUUUUCGUCUUGUGCCUGGUCUUACCGAUACUCCCUAUGACCACCGCGACCUACACAAGUGUCUCAAUGAUCAGGCCGCGAUCAUGAUCCAAAUCGAGUCAGCCCAAGCCGUCGAAAACCUCGACGCGAUCCUGACAGUGUGCGGCUCGGAUAUCGACAUCGUCUGGUUUGGCACCCUUGAUGCCCGAGUCAGCAUGAACCUUGAGGCCAAAAUGGGAGGAAUAGGUGCUUCCGAACCUGAAUGGGUCAAGGUAUCGAAGCAGUUCUUUGAUACCAUUGACAAGCACGAUAAGCCUUAUGCGGGUUUUGCCUUUGGUGGCCCUCCGUAUGGGAGUCCAGAAGGCCUGAAGAAAGCUGCGGAGCGGAUGAGUCUGAUCAUGGUCUCGGCUGACGUGGUUCACUUGGGUGGCAUGGCGCAGGACCUGCAACAGGCUAGGAAACUGGUUGGAACGACGAGGUAG